AUGAUAGAACGACGGGGAUGUCAUGGGGUGGCUGUACUUCACAAUCGUAUAUACGCUGUGGGAGGUUGUCAGAUCAAUGGGGAUGAUUGGAGAGAGUUAACUUCAAUGGAAUGUUACGACCAGCAAAGAAAUUCUUGGAAAUAUGUAGCUAGCUUACCGCUGGCUUUGGAGGAUUUCGCUAUGGUGGCCUCCAACGAUCGGCUGUAUGUGUUCGGAGGAAAUUCGCCGUCGGGAGUGAGCAAUAAAGUUUUCUGCUAUGAUCCAGUUGGGGAUGCCUGGAGCCAGAAGGGCGAUAUGCUAACUGGUCGACGGUGGUGUUCUGCUUGCAUUGGUCCGAGCGGACUGAUUUAUGUCGUCGGUGGGGAUGCUGGCAAACAGCCCGAAGAAUGUCUGCGCUGCACGGAAGCUUACGAUCCAGCUGCUGAUAAAUGGCUGAAAAAAGCUGACAUGCUUAGAAGACGCAAUAUGCCUGGGAGCGCGUGUGCGUACGGGAAGAUUUACGUUCUCGGUGGGUGUACUGAGGACAUCAGGAAUUGCGACAGCUCCAUUGAGUUUUACGACGAAGUUACGGACACGUGGACGCUGCACGAAAGCCGGCUGUUAACACCGAAAAGUGGUUUUGGUUGUGUGACGAUGAGGAUGCAGAAAGGUAUGCAUUUGUCCGGAUUAAUCCCUGUAGUUUGCGAAAAAACAUGAAGGUACUGUGGACUGCGUGGAUAUACUCCUCUGGAAUUCUAAAAUCGGCAUAAGGGUUGGUAAUCUUGUACUUCAGUUUUUUUUAUCUGUUGUUGUGAGAUUGUGGAACUUUGGGUUUUUGAAGGUCUAUUAGUCGGGGUCGGCAAACAUUAGAUUGAGUUUUCUGCCAGAUAAAGACCUACAGUACGCUUCUG
Paramacrobiotus metropolitanus is the source of this 890-nucleotide messenger RNA. Its product is annotated as kelch-like protein 1. The record is from RefSeq and is a predicted model, not a curated record. The coding region runs from base 1 to 696 and encodes 231 amino acids. NCBI's taxonomy places the organism in Eukaryota, Metazoa, Tardigrada, Eutardigrada, Parachela, Macrobiotidae. The transcript has 4 exons. Gene Ontology annotation, molecular function: protein binding.